Molecule: messenger RNA, 2356 nt
Organism: Gymnodraco acuticeps
Lineage: Eukaryota; Metazoa; Chordata; Actinopteri; Perciformes; Bathydraconidae
Product: carbonic anhydrase 4-like
Exons: 17
Coding region: 147-1871 (574 amino acids)
Cellular component (GO): plasma membrane
Molecular function (GO): zinc ion binding; carbonate dehydratase activity
Source: RefSeq, a predicted model, not a curated record
CCCAUUGCAUUGUCUGCAACUCUAUAGGACGCUCUCAUCUUCUCCUCACUGAAGAGCUUGUUUGGAAAAAGACACAUGUUUUUAUUGUGACACCUCAAUCUAACUAUCUGAUUUAAUCCUUGGGGACUUCAGGCUUGGACAGCAAGAUGCAUUUGUCCGCCCUUCUGCUGUGCCUGAGUUUGGGGGCUUUGGUCAAAUGUGCUACUGGAAGCGAUUGGUGCUAUACCGACUGCGAUGACACCCCGUCCACAUGGGAAAACCUCCAUGGGGCUUCCUGUGGAGGAAAAAGGCAGUCUCCGAUAGAUAUAGACACCAACAAUGUUCAUGCGGACCUCCACCUGCUUAACUUUAACUUUGUCAACUUCUCUUCUAAGCAUGUCAUCAAGUCCAUAAUAAACAAUGGACACACAGUGAAAUUGAAAUUGCAUGAUGGUGAAGUUGAGGUGAGCGGAGGUGGACUAAAUGAUGCAUAUUCAACAAUUCAGCUUCACUUUCACUGGGGCGACACAGAACAUCACCCAGGUUCAGAGCACAAGAUUGACGGACAAAGAUAUCUAAUGGAGAUGCACAUAGUCAGUAUGAUGAAAGGUCUAACUAUGCAGCAGGCCACGGAGAAAUCAGAGGGAAUUGCAGCGAUGGCGUUUUUCAUAAAGGCAACAGAAGAUGGAGAUGUGUCGCCAACAUGGAGUAACCUCACAUCCUACCUGACAAAUGUCAUGGACACCGAGAUUGAUAUGGAACAUGACAUCUCUAUCGAUGACCUGAUUAAAGAUGUGGACCUCACAAAGUUCUACCGUUACAUGGGCUCGCUGACCACCCCAAACUGCAACGAAGCGGUCGUGUGGACAGUCUUUCAUGAGCCAAUCAUCAUCCAUAAAACUCUGAUUCAGAAGUUCCCCGAAAAGGCAGGGUUCAGAAAUGUUUAUCGACCUACACAAGCUCUUAACGGACGGCAGGUGUUGGCUUCCCCUGCAACUCCUUUACCCAGUCAUCCAUGGUGCUAUCAUGAUCACUGUGAGUACACACAAUCUGAGUGGAGCCGUCUGCCCAAUGCCUACUGCGCCGGGGAAAGCCAGUCACCCAUCAACAUUGCGAAAAGCAGCGCCGUGAAGGAGGAGAAACUCGGUGCUUUCCACUUUGAAAAGUUUGACGACAAACAUGUCAUCGAGAAAAUCAUUAACACAGGCCACACAGUGAAGUGCGUACUGAAGGAGGGUGUGGAGGUCUCAGGUGGAGGUUUGGGACACGUCUUCUCCACCCUUCAGUUGCACUUCCAUUGGGGCGCGCAUGACUCUGAAGGCUCUGAGCACACAGUGGAUUCAAAGAGAUACCCAAUGGAGAUGCACAUAGUGAACAAGAGGAAAGAUUUAACUCUCGAAAAGGCACUACAAACUACUGAUGGUCUGGCUGUGCUUGGAUUCUUUAUUGAGGCCACAAGCGCAAAGGAAAAAAGCCGCAGCAGUUCAGAACAAGGCGCGUCCUCAUCUGAUAUGGACGCCUUGAAAAAACUCACCAGCUAUCUUUCAGCUAUUAAAAACAUCAUUUCAGAAGUUAACGUCACCGAAGAGAUCUCCAUUGACGACUUGCUUGGCAGUGUGAACAGAGAGUCAUACUAUCGCUACAACGGCUCCUUGACCACGCCUUCCUGUAACCAAGCUGUGGUCUGGACCGUGUUUAAAGAGUCCAUCAAGGUGGACGAAACCCUGAUGAUGAUGUUUCCGAAGGAGACAGGAUAUCACAACGUGUUUCGGAGUGCGCAGGGUCUUCACGGCAGGACCGUCUACACCACCGCAGCAGCAGCCAGAGCCCCUGUCUCCAUCUCACUGCUGCUCGCGUGUCUCUGCGCCUUUCACUUUAGAUUACAUUUCUGAUACGUUUUACUAAUUGGAGCUUCUGUAGAGCCAAAUAUUGUAAUGAUUAUCAGUCCCUUCAGAUUGUCCUUUUAAUAAUUGUUAGCCAAACACCUCAAAUAGUGUUCAAUCAGGGAUUUUUAUAGGCUACCUUAACAGUGCAAUUAUAUCAUCUUUUAAUCAAGAAUACAACAAAUAAGCCUCUCUAGAUAAGUACAUGACAUAGGGAGCACUUGAUUUAAUCAUCACCAUAUGUUUUGUCAAAACAUGACAUAAUUUAUAAAACGCAAUAAUAAUUCAGCCUUGGGUAGUAAUCGAAGACUUUUGUUGAUUAUCCUAAACAACUUAUAUAACCUUACAGAAUAUUCAUAAAGAUAAAAAUCAUUAUUAUUAUAUUAUAUUAGUGUGAGUUUGUUUUGUUGCUUUGAUCAGUUAUUAAUGAACUGUAUUAUUAAUUUAAGAAUAAUUAAUGUCAAGCAAUAAAAAGGAAUCAAUUAGCAAUGCUA